Messenger RNA from Salvelinus namaycush (lake trout), 1483 nucleotides. Its product is annotated as 3-oxo-5-alpha-steroid 4-dehydrogenase 2-like. NCBI's taxonomy places the organism in Eukaryota, Metazoa, Chordata, Actinopteri, Salmoniformes, Salmonidae. Gene Ontology annotation, molecular function: 3-oxo-5-alpha-steroid 4-dehydrogenase activity. The record is from RefSeq and is a predicted model, not a curated record. Gene Ontology annotation, biological process: steroid biosynthetic process. Bases 225 to 986 code for a protein of 253 amino acids. Gene Ontology annotation, cellular component: membrane. The transcript is spliced from 5 exons.
UUCUCAGAUUUCAACAGUGACGGAAACAUGACAGCUUCCAAUUGUUUUAAAGGGGAGUAGUUGGGAGUAGUAAGUGUGCCUCUCCCAUUCACACGUCUCACACCAGCAUACACAGAUGGAGGCUAUUCGGUCUUGACAGAGUGGAGACCGUGGAAGCUUUGCUGGACACAAGGACCUGAAGGAAGAGAAGGAGAAGAAAGGCGAGAACGAAGAGUGGGAUAAUAAUGGAGUGUAAAGAGAAUGUGAUCCACUACCUCAGCUGGGGGUUCAUCGUCAGUGGGGUGGCGUAUCUCCUUCAGCAGACCAGGACCCAGACCCCGUACGGACGCUACGUGACCUCGGAUGGGACCCCAGGGAGGACCUGCCCUGCCAAGCUGGCCUGGUUCCUCCAGGAACUGCCUUCUUUCCUGGUGCCCAUGCUCCUUCUGCUAUCCACCGACACACAGCCCAGCCUGGGCAAAGACCUGCUUCUCUGGACCUUCUGUCUGCACUACUUCCAAAGAACAUUCAUCUACUCUUUGCUGACCAAAGGCCGCCCUUCCCCUCUCUACAUUGUCUUCUCUGCGGUAGUCUUCUGCUCUGUCAACGGUUUUCUCCAAGGCCACUACAUGCUCCACUGUGCCACGUACGAUGAUGCGUGGCAGACCGACAUUCGUCUGUACACCGGUUUGCUGAUGUUUUUCCUGGGAAUGGCCAUCAACAUUCACAGCGACCACAUUCUUCUCAAUUUGAGAAAACCCGGAGAAGUUGUUUACAAGAUUCCCAAAGGGGGAAUGUUUGAGUAUGUCUCCGGAGCAAACUUCUUUGGAGAGAUUCUGGAGUGGUGCGGGUAUGCCCUAGCAACGUGGUCCCUGCCGACGUUCUCCUUUGCCCUUUUCACUAUGUGCUCGAUUGGACCGCGGGCCUACCACCACCACAGGUACUACCAAGAGAAGUUUGAAGACUACCCCAAGUCGAGGAAAGCUGUGAUACCUUUCAUAUUAUAAGAAGAACAGCAAACCGGAGAAGCCUUAAUAAAUGGACUGACCUAGCUAAAGUCAUUAGUCAUAGCCAUGAUAUUGGCAUUUACUGAACUCUGAAAUUAAAUACUUGUCCAAUAUUGCUCUGUUCUGUGGAGCCCAUUUGACCAGGCUUUAGCUUUCAUUAACUAGACAUAUUCCCAUCAUCUCAUUGUAUUCAGAGCUAGAUCAUAUUCCACACCUGCAGCAACAGAUCUGUAAAUCCAUACUCCCAAAUGCUUGGAGGAAUAAAUUAUGUGGCAGCAUUCAGCAUGGUCAAAGCUCAAUGAAGGAUAAAGAAUUCAGGUUAAAGAGAAAGGGGGUGGUGGGUAGGUCUUGAAAGAAUAAAGGAAAAACUUUUUUUUAAUUCCAAAGGGACGACUGACUGCCUUUUCCUCGUUGUGCAAAAAGCGAUUUCUUAGACAGAUGCACUACUUCACUUUUGGAAAGGCUCAUUAAACCUCUGCUUAUUUACCUUGGGUCUG